GUGACCAAUAGCCUGCGAGGUUGUAAGAUUACGACAUACAGCAACAAGAAGUUUCCAAAAUGGGGCUCGAAAGUACUAUGGUCUGUGUUGACAACAGUGAGUACAUGAGGAAUGGAGACUUUCUACCAACGAGGCUACAAGCUCAACAAGAUGCUGUCAACAUUGUUUGCCACUCAAAAACACGAAGCAACCCAGAAAACAACGUGGGCCUCAUCACCAUGGCGAAUAACUGUGAGGUCCUCAACACACUGACACCAGACUCUGGCCGCCUCCUGUCCAAGCUCCACGCCAUCCAGCCCAAAGGAAAGAUCUGCUUCUGCACGGGCAUCAGAGUGGCUCAUCUGGCCCUAAAACACAGGCAAGGAAAAAACCACAAGAUGAGGAUCAUCGCCUUUGUUGGGAGUCCCGUGGAGGAUAAUGAAAAAGAUCUUGUCAAGUUGGCAAAGCGCUUGAAAAAAGAGAAAGUGAAUGUGGAUAUUAUCAACUUUGGAGAAGAGGAGCUGAACACAGAGAAGCUGACUGCUUUUAUAAAUACAUUGAAUGGGAAGGAGGGAACUGGCUCCCACCUGGUCACAGUCCCUCCAGGACCAAGUCUGGCUGAUGCACUGCUCUCCUCUCCCAUAUUGGCCGGUGAAGGAGGCUCUAUGAUGGGUCUUGGUGCCAGCGACUUUGAGUUUGGUGUGGAUCCCAGUGCAGAUCCAGAACUUGCCCUGGCCUUGCGUGUAUCAAUGGAGGAGCAGCGACAGAGGCAGGAGGAAGAGGCCCGCAGAGCUGCUGUUGCUUCUGCAGCGGAGGCAGGCGUGCCUACACCCAGUGCAGAUGAAUCAGAGGAGGCCUUAUUGAAGAUGUCAGUAUCUCAGCCUGAGACCGGUGCAGCGGUGCUUCCUGACUUCAGCAGCAUGACAGAGGAGGAGCAGAUAGCCUACGCCAUGCAGAUGUCUCUUGCCGGAGGAGAGUAUGGAGAAAUGGACACGGCAGCCCCCAUGGACACUGCAGAAUCAGCCAAGGAGGAAGAUGACUAUGAUGUGAUGCAAGACCCGGAUUUCCUUCAGAGCGUCUUGGAGAACCUGCCUGGUGUCGACCCGAACAACGAGGCCAUCCGAAACGCCAUGGGCUCCCUGGCCUCCCAGACGGGAAACAAGCCAGAAGGCAAAAAGGAUGAAGAGAAGAAGAAGUGAGGGGGCAAACGAGAUGGACACGGUCUUCAAACAUCGACUAGAAAAGAAAUAAACGAACAAUUGCAGACUAAUGCAGGAUUACUUUAAUAUACGAGAAUAUUGCUGAUGCAUCGUCGGACUGACAGCCCAGCAUGAGACAGCACUCUGACAUUUAAUACCAUCAUGUCCUGUCAGAGACUCAAAAGCACCGACAUAACAGUAAUAAAGAAAAACCUAAAGUAUUGAAUGACUAUUUAGUUUAAAAUCUGACUGCCCUGUAACAUAAAUUGAUAUCAUCCUAAAAAUGUAAUAUGGGCCUACUCUCGAAUUGCCUUGUAUGCUCUUUUAUCCUACAUUUAGUCUACAUGGUAUAAUUUACCUAUAAGAAGAGCAAAGAUUUUUCCAUGACAGGCUCUUAAACAGUUAGCCACACUCCUGUCAUGUAUGUGUGUUUUUGCAAUAAAAUUGUUGUGUAAAAAAACAA
This is a messenger RNA of Anoplopoma fimbria (sablefish), 1641 nucleotides long. Its product is annotated as 26S proteasome non-ATPase regulatory subunit 4-like. The record is from RefSeq and is a predicted model, not a curated record. Gene Ontology annotation, biological process: proteasome-mediated ubiquitin-dependent protein catabolic process. Gene Ontology annotation, cellular component: nucleus; proteasome regulatory particle, base subcomplex; cytosol. Gene Ontology annotation, molecular function: polyubiquitin modification-dependent protein binding. The transcript has 10 exons. The coding region runs from base 60 to 1178 and encodes 372 amino acids. Lineage: Eukaryota; Metazoa; Chordata; Actinopteri; Perciformes; Anoplopomatidae.